AAACUAACCCGACCAAAAAGCGAUGAACCUACUGCCGAGUCUUGGUAGAAAGCAAUUUCCAUGAUAAAACUGUGAGCACGCAGCAACACAGACCUGAAAGUGGAGCAACAACUUAAAGACGGCAACAAUGAAGAAUAUACCUCUGAUUCUGAUGGGAUGUGGAGGCGUUGGACGACAGCUCCUCCAACACAUUGUCUCCUGCCGAUCUCUUCACGCUAAGAUGGGAGUCCAUUUGCGAGUGGUGGGAAUAUGUGACAGUAAAUCGAUGGUGGUUUCUUCGGACGUUUUGACAAGGGAGUUAAAUGAUAACUUCAUCUCCCAAGUUUGCCAAGUCAAGUCCCGUCGUUCUUCUCUCGCAACACUGGUUUCAUUUGGUGAAUGCCGAGUGUUCAUGGAUUCUGAGUUAAGAGGGAAAUUUUUAGACAUUGCUUCCCUUCUCAGUAAAGCAACAGGAUUGGUCUUUGUGGAUUGUUCUGCCAGUUCUGAGACUGUUGGAGUAUUAUCCCAAGUAGUGGAUUUAGGUUGUUGUAUUGUCCUUGCAAAUAAGAAGCCUCUUACUUCUACUAUGGAGGAUUAUGACAAAUUGGUCUCACAUCCACGCCGCAUUCGGCAUGAAUCAACAGUUGGUGCUGGCCUUCCUGUCGUAGCAUCUCUAAAUCGGAUGAUUUCAUCAGGAGACCCUGUCCAUCGAAUUGUUGGAAGUUUGAGUGGUACGUUGGGGUAUGUAAUGAGUGAGGUUGAAGAUGGGAAGCCACUAAGCCAAGUUGUUAAAGCUGCAAAAAAUCUAGGAUACACAGAACCAGAUCCACGUGAUGAUCUCAGUGGGAUGGAUGUUGCCAGGAAGGCUUUGAUUCUUGCUCGGCUGCUUGGGAGGAGGAUCAACAUGGAUAGUAUCAAAGUUGAAAGUUUGUACCCUGAUGAAAUGGGACCCCAUGUUAUGUCUGUUGAAGACUUUUUGAGCACUGGGCUUCCGUUUCUUGACAAAGAUAUUGGUGAGAGAGUUAGAAAGGCUUCUCUUAGUGGGAAUGUGCUUCGUUACGUCUGUUUGAUCGAGGGCUCAAGGGUUGAAGUUGGCAUUCAAGAGCUUCCAAAGGAUUCUCCUUUGGGAAGAUUAAGAGGAAGUGACAAUGUGUUGGAAAUAUACAGUCGAUGUUAUGGUGAACAACCAUUAGUUAUUCAAGGUGCUGGAGCCGGAAAUGAUACAACAGCCACUGGUGUGCUUGCUGAUAUACUUGAUAUUCAGGAUUUAUUUCCUUGAAAGAAAUUGUGCUCCAUAUGUUGAAGAAACUUGGAAUGGCAGUCGCUGGGUAUGCAGUUAGACAUGUGUACACAUUUGCAGAAAAAAAAAUCACAAGUUUAUCAAGAAAACUGCUAGUGUGGUGGCUUGCAUGAAGAAGUUUUGUGAUGGUAAAAGAUUUUGAAAUGCAGUUUACUAAAUGGUAUCGGCAAAUCUUUUUGCUAGGUAGCUGAGAAAGUCAGCUUAUUAUGUGUAAAAACUAGAUGUGGACAUUUUCAUCAGUGAUAUGAUUAAACUCAAUAAUACUUGAUAAAAUGAGAUAUGCACUGAAGGACGGGCUUUGGCAUUGCUGUUGUCCUGUUCAAGGUGGCAAGGGAUUUUUGGUGGGUCUUUAUGAUGUUUUCUGGUUCAUGAGAUAAAAGAAUAUUACUUACUUUAUGAGA
Mangifera indica (mango) is the source of this 1680-nucleotide messenger RNA. RefSeq names its product bifunctional aspartokinase/homoserine dehydrogenase. The transcript has 12 exons. The record is from RefSeq and is a predicted model, not a curated record. Gene Ontology annotation, molecular function: homoserine dehydrogenase activity; aspartate kinase activity. Lineage: Eukaryota; Viridiplantae; Streptophyta; Magnoliopsida; Sapindales; Anacardiaceae. Bases 128 to 1258 code for a protein of 376 amino acids. Gene Ontology annotation, biological process: aspartate family amino acid biosynthetic process.